Molecule: messenger RNA, 1054 nt
Organism: Drosophila erecta
Lineage: Eukaryota; Metazoa; Arthropoda; Insecta; Diptera; Drosophilidae
Gene: png
Product: CBL-interacting protein kinase 25
Exons: 2
Coding region: 84-959 (291 amino acids)
Biological process (GO): protein phosphorylation
Cellular component (GO): cytoplasm
Molecular function (GO): ATP binding; protein serine/threonine kinase activity
Source: RefSeq, a predicted model, not a curated record
UGAAGGCACUGAGCUACCCGGAGUGAUCAGAAAAAAAUAUUGAUAUAUUGAUAUAUUAUCAACAACCCUACUGCGCACUCGAGAUGGAACUGGGUGACUCCAAGCUGCGUGCGGUCCGGGUGCUGGGACAGGGCACCUUUGGCCGGGUGUUCCUCUGCCACCAGAACGGGGUGCGCGGCCAGCCGGACAGGAAGGUGUGCGUGAAGAGGAUUAUCGUCCGGAAUCCCAAGACAGAGCUGGGACUGAUCAAGGAAGAGGUGUACAUCAUCUCGCAGCUGCGCCACCCGCACAUCGUCGAGUUUCUGCGCUCCUUCAGCCACGCGGGGACAGUGAACAUCGUGAUGGAGUACGUGCCCAACGGAACCUUGAGAGAUGUCAUCCAGCAGCUGCCUUCGGGCACUGGGGGAGUCCAUCAGGAGCGGCUGUUGCGCUACUUCCGCGACAUGGUAGUGGGGCUCGAGUAUCUGCACAUCCGCUGCGUCAUUCACCGGGACAUCAAGCCCGAGAACAUGCUCCUCGACGCCAACGACCGAGUCAAGAUCGCCGACUUCGGGAUCGCGAACGUCCAUGCGCCCAGCACUCAACUGCAGGCGGGCAUGGGCACGCCUAUGUACAUGGCCCCGGAGGCGAUGUCUAGCCAGGGCAGGGUGGACUUUAAGUCAGACGUGUGGUCGUUGGGGCUGGUUCUCUACGAGCUGUGCCUCGGACGCAGCCCCUUUGCCGCGUUUCUCGACAAGAACGCCACCCCUGCCGUACUGCAUACCGUAGUGCAGACGCUGGUCCGUCCCCGGCUUGACUGCCAGCUCAUUCGGCGUCUCUACGAUCCCGUGUGGGCGCAAGUUUGCGAACUGAUGGUCGUCUACGAGCAGGAGCGCCGUAUUUGCCUGCCGGACAUCUUCCAUCUCGACGCCAGAAUGACUGUGGCACUCUACAAGCAAUACUUCAGCUACAGCUACUAACGGAGGCGAAUGGUCAGCUGGUCUGCGUAGGAAAACCUCAACAAAUAUUUAAUUGUACUCUAAGAACUAGGAUAAUUUAAGUUUUGUAUGCCCUU